AUGUCUGUUGGUGGCGCGUGGCUGCGGCGCAUCACCGAGGCCACGCGUGCGUCAAGCAGCGUGGCGAGGGGGCGCCCUGCUGGGGGCGGGGGCGGUCGCGGGCGUGUGCGAGAGGACCCACGCACCGGCGGCCCGGGCGACGGCCUGCCCGGAAGCUCUGGAGGAGCGCCAGGCUGCUUGCCGGCGCUGACGGGCGUGCGCAAGCAGCUCUCGCGCCGCAGCGCGGCAAGGAGUCCGUGCGCACGCGCGCCCGGCAGGCCGGGAGACGGCGAUGCGAAGUGCGUAAUGGCCUUGGUGCCAGAGGAGGGCAAGGAAGAGGCGGCCGCGGGGCAGGAGGGGGAGAGAGCGCGCCCAGGCAGCGGGAACCGCCGCAGGGGGGCACGCUCAAACAGGGCUCGAUCUAUUCCGGCCCGAGUCAGGUGCUGGGCCAAAUCGUCUUCCGAAGUGUUACGGACCGGCGAGGUCUUUUUUUGUUGA
This is a messenger RNA of Prorocentrum cordatum, 477 nucleotides long. The record is from the annotation of a GenBank genome assembly. NCBI's taxonomy places the organism in Eukaryota, Dinophyceae, Prorocentrales, Prorocentraceae.